This is a messenger RNA of Rotaria sordida, 579 nucleotides long. Lineage: Eukaryota; Metazoa; Rotifera; Eurotatoria; Philodinida; Philodinidae. The record is from the annotation of a GenBank genome assembly.
AUGACAACAUCAACUGAAAAUAUAAAUAAAACUUAUUGGACACAUAGUAAUUAUAAUGGAGAAAUUCAAAAUGAAAGACUCGAAGGAAAUGCUAAAUUUACUUUUCCAUCUGGUACUACUUAUAUAGGUGAAUUCAAAGAUGGUGAAUUCCAUGGACAUGGUAUUCUUCAUUAUGGGAAUGGUGCUAAAUAUGAAGCUAUUUGGGAAAAAGGUGUAGCAAAAGAAGGUCAAUAUACAUUUCCGGAUGGUUUAACAUAUGACGCUAAUGAUUGGAAAUAUUGUGAUGGUUAUGAUAGACGUUUUUAUACUGAAACUCUUCAUGGUUUAAAACCAGCUGGACGAUCUCAAUUAAAAGAUAAUGAACCACCUCAAGUUAUUCCUCAUGAUUGUUAUGAUGUAGGUGAUGGAAUUUAUAAUCCAACAUCCCGUAUUGUUACUGAUUAUAAUGGAGAAUUUGUAAGAAAUGCUGAUGAUGAUGAACAUCAAUGGAUUAUUCGUACAUGUCGAAAAGGAUGGGAUGAACAUGUUGGUGGACAAAAUCCAAGACUUAAACCUGAUAUAUCGAAACUUAAGAAUUAA